CCGCUGUAAAACAGUUGUAAUAAUAAUGGAGCAACAACAGCGUCGUUUUCUUCCUCGUCCGUCCUUCAUAAUUUAAUCGUUACAUCGUUCCGAAGCGGGCAAAGCACGUCCCGUUGUUAUACUAGUCUAGGCUACGGACCGACUGAUUGUUGUGAUACGGACGGUUUUGUGUACGCAGGAGAUGAUAUAAAGCACCUCGAAGACGACUAGAACGGGUAACUGGAGCCGCGCGAAGAGGAAGCAUGAAGUUUGCGGUUGCAGUGUUGUGGCUGUUGUGGUUCUCGUUCGGCGAUGCCACUAUUGAAGCUCCAGAGGAGUUUGUGUCUCUGGCUGAGAUGGAGGAUGCCUUGUUGAGGAACCUGUUUAGAGGGUAUCAGAAAUGGGUCCGACCCGUUCUGCACGCUAACGACACCAUCACAGUACGCUUCGGACUCAAGAUCUCACAGCUGGUGGACGUGGAUGAGAAGAAUCAGCUGAUGACUACUAAUGUCUGGCUAUGGCAGGAGUGGGUGGAUGUGAAGCUCCAGUGGAACCCUGAUGAGUAUGGAGGAAUCACCUCUAUCAGAGUUCCCUCUGAAACAAUAUGGCUGCCAGACAUCGUCCUCUAUGAGAAUGCUGACGGGCGUUUCGAGGGCUCUCUGAUGACCAAAGCCAUCGUGAGGUCAGAUGGGACAAUCAGGUGGACCCCUCCGGCCAGCUACAAGUCUUCAUGCACCAUGGACGUCACCUUCUUUCCCUUCGACAGACAGAACUGCUCCAUGAAGUUUGGCUCGUGGACCUACGACGGCAACAUGGUUGACCUGGUCCUUGUCGACCACUACGUCGACCGCAAGGACUUCUUCGACAACGGUGAAUGGGAGAUCCUCAACGCCACCGGCGCCAAGGGCAGCCGACGGGACGGUAUCUACUGGUACCCCUUCGUUACCUACUCCUUCAUCCUCAAGAGGCUUCCUUUGUUCUACACACUCUUCCUCAUCAUCCCCUGUCUCGGUCUGUCCUUCCUGACCGUGUUGGUGUUCUACCUCCCGUCUGACGAAGGAGAGAAGCUGUCUCUGUCCACGUCGGUCCUGGUGUCACUCACCGUGUUCCUCCUCGUCAUAGAAGAGAUUAUACCGUCCUCCUCCAAGGUGAUCCCUCUGAUUGGAGAGUACCUCCUCUUCAUCAUGAUCUUCGUCACCUUCUCUAUCAUCGUCACGGUGUUUGUCAUCAAUGUCCACCACCGCUCCUCAGCCACCUACCACCCCAUGGCCCCCUGGGUAAAAAACCUCUUCCUCCAGAGGCUACCCAGAAUGCUUUGCAUGAGGGGACACACUGACAGGUACCACUACCCAGACAUUGAGCUGCGUAGCCCAGAGCUGAAGCCCCGCGGAGGUCCAGGGAGGAGGGGGGCGUCGGGCCAGGGCCAAGCCCAGCAGAGAGGCCCUGUCGGGGGGAAGGAGGAUGAGAACCAUGCCUGGUUGGCCAUGCUGGAGAAAGCCACCAACUCAGUACGGUACAUCAGUCGUCACAUCAAGAAGGAACACUUUAUCAGAGAGGUGGUGCAGGACUGGAAGUUUGUAGCUCAGGUGUUGGACAGGAUCUUAUUGUGGGUGUUCCUCACUGUCUCCAUACUGGGUACCAUCCUCAUCUUCACUCCAGCCAUCACUUUGUACCUGACCACUCCCCCCUUCAACACAUAGACCCUAUCAGUAGACUCUAACCCCUAUAGACCCUAACCCCUACACCCUACCACCUACACCCUACAACACAUAAACAGUAGACCCUAACCCCUACACCCUACCACCUACACCCUACAACACAUAAACAGUAGACCCUAACCCCUACACCCUACCCCCUACACCCUAACCCUUACACCCUACAACACAUAAUCAGUAGACCCUCCCCCCUACACCCUACCACCUACACCCUACACCCUAACCCCUACACCCUACACCCUACAACAGAUAAUCAGUAGACCCUAACCCCUACACCCUAACCCUUACACCCUACAACACAUAAUCAGUAGACCCUAACCCCUACACCCUAACCCUUACACCCUACAACACAUAAUCAGUAGACCCUAACCCCUACACCCUAACGCUUACACCCUACAACACAUAAUCAGUAGACCCUAACCCCUACACCCGAACCCUUACACCCUACAACACAUAAUCAGUAGACCCUAACCCCUACACCCUAACCCCUACACCCUAACCCUUACACCCUACAACACAUAAUCAGUAGACCCUAACCCCUACCACCCUACACCCUACAUCCUAACCCCUACACCCUGCGUCCUAACACCUACAGCCUACAUCCUAACCCCUACACCCUACGUCCUAACACCUACAGCCUAUAUCCUAACCCCUACACCCUACACCCUACGUCCUAACACCUACAGCCUACAUCCUAACCCCUACACCCUACACCCUACGUCCUAACACCUACAGCCUACAUCCUAACCCCUAUAUGCUAACCACUACACCCUACAUCCUAACCACUGUACCAUACAUCCUGACCCCUACCAUCCUAAUCCCUACACCCUACGUCCUAACACCUACAGCCUACAUCCUAACCCCUACACCCUACAUCCUAACCCCUAUAUGCUAACCACUACACCUUACAUCCUAACCACUGUACCAUACAUCCUAACCCCUACCAUCCUAACCCCUACACCCUACAUCCUAACCCCUAUAUGCUAACCACUACACCCUACAUCCUAACCACUGUACCAUACAUCCUAACCCCUACCAUCCUAACCCCUACACCCUACAUCCUAACCCCUACACCCUAAUCCCUACAUCCUACCAUCCUCAUCUCUUCAGAUGUACCUUAGUGCCAGACAUUGAAGAUCCUGACCAAGUCCCCGACCACUGCUCUCAACACCUGCUAAGUACCUCACAGCCCCCCAUCCCCAAGACCUCCAAACCAUAUGCAACGGAGUUGGAAUCACCACCUUUUCUACGGCGUGACGCUACGACGCUGGGGGUCAAGAGGGGGGUCAUGUGUAUUUAUGAGGAAGGGGAUCCCUGGUUGGUUGGAGCCCAGAGACAUGGGAGGAAGCUAUAUUGUGACGCUUGUUACACAACUCCAAGCUUUACCCCAACUCUAGCCCCAGUCAUCAACCCCUAACUCUCUCUCUCCCUCUCUUUCUCUCUCUCUCUCCCUCUCCCUCCCUCCCUCUCCCUCUCCCUCUCUCUCUAUCUCCCUCUCUCUCUCUCUCUCUAGCCCCAGUCACCAACCCCUAACCCCUGACCCUAGAGGUCGCCUUCCAAAUUUUCCUUUCGAAGAAAGUCUAUUGCGACCUCUUCACCCUUGAAGCCCUAACCCCUAUACCUGCAAGUGGAAUUCAACUUCCUUGUCCUAAAAUACACCACGUAAUGUAAUUAUGACUACUGUACAUCAUCACUGAUAGCUUGGGUACCAGUCUGUUUGUGCUAACGUUCCACUCCCUCGUCAUGUCAUGUUUGGCACUUGACACCGAGUACACGGAGUGGAAUGUUAGCACAAAACAGAUCUGGGUUUCAGGCUACAUUACUAAAUGACUUCACCUCCAAACUGUACAACACAUAGUCACUUGUUUACGUAACUAUAUACAACAUAGCCUGAUUGCCAGUCUGUUUGUGCCAUCACUCUAAAUCCUCCUCACUCAUCAUCAUGCCAAUUGGCUAGCCUGGUCCUAGAUCUGUUUGUGCCAUGAUUCCAAAUCAAGGAGUAGCACAAACAGAUCUGGGACCAAGCUACAAAUGGUCUUUCAGUGACGGUAGUGGAGUUGUCGAGAGCACAAACAGAUCUGGGACCAGCCUAACUAUAAAGUGCACCUGUUGUUCAACCCCUUGGAUUCAAGCCAAACACUUUGGUAUACAACUCAGAACUCCAAGCACUGUGAUGUACAUGUACAUAGGACUAUAAGCAAUAACCAAGCCACUGAUAUCUUAUACCAAAUCUCUAUGUUAUUAUUUGAAUAUAUUUAUGUCGGUUCACGUUAGAAAUGUACAAUGUCACCUGCCUGCUAAAUGUUCUUUCCUGUCGUCAGUCAGCACAUACCAACGACACAUUCAGGAUUCUUCUUAUGCACAAUGUUGCACACACACACACACACACACACACACACACACACACACACACACACACACACACACACACACACACACACACACACACACACACACACACACACACACACACACACACACACCACACACACACACACACACACACACACACACACACACACACACACACACACACACACACACACACACACACACCACACACACACACCAAACACACACACACACACACACACACACACACACACACACACACACACACACACACACACACACACACACACACACACACACACACACACACACACACACACACACACAUACACACACACACACACACACACCACACACACACACACACACACACACACACACACACACACACACACACACACACACACACACACACACACACACACACA
Oncorhynchus masou masou (cherry salmon) is the source of this 4474-nucleotide messenger RNA. Its product is annotated as neuronal acetylcholine receptor subunit non-alpha-3. Gene Ontology annotation, molecular function: acetylcholine receptor activity; acetylcholine-gated monoatomic cation-selective channel activity. Lineage: Eukaryota; Metazoa; Chordata; Actinopteri; Salmoniformes; Salmonidae. The record is from RefSeq and is a predicted model, not a curated record. Gene Ontology annotation, biological process: signal transduction; regulation of membrane potential; synaptic transmission, cholinergic. The transcript has 10 exons. Gene Ontology annotation, cellular component: postsynaptic membrane; plasma membrane; neuron projection. Bases 243 to 1679 code for a protein of 478 amino acids.